AUGAAUAUUUUACAAAAACUAUUAACAAAAAAAUAUAAUCAGUUAAAAAAAGUACCAAAAACAUCUUCUACUAUUGUAACAACUAAUAAUUCUACUAAUCUUUCAAACGGAUCUUCUGAUACAUCAAUUCAUUCUGCUUCAUCAUCGAAUAUUAAUUUAAAUAAUGAAAAACCAAUAAAACUAUAUCUAAUACAAUCAGUUAAUGAUUGGUGCAAAAAACUGAACGAAAAUGAACAUAGAAAUCAACCAGUAUUACAUCUCGAAGAACAUAUUGAUUAUGAAAUUAUUAUUGACAUUAAUUUAAACAAGGUAUUGAUUAAAUGUGAAUGUGGUGCAACAUCAACAUUAGGUAGAAAAGAAAAUACUUAUAUUGUAAGUCACUAG
Molecule: messenger RNA, 384 nt
Organism: Adineta steineri
Lineage: Eukaryota; Metazoa; Rotifera; Eurotatoria; Adinetida; Adinetidae
Source: the annotation of a GenBank genome assembly